This is a messenger RNA of Penicillium arizonense, 522 nucleotides long. Its product is annotated as Hsp20/alpha crystallin family protein. The record is from RefSeq and is a predicted model, not a curated record. NCBI's taxonomy places the organism in Eukaryota, Fungi, Ascomycota, Eurotiomycetes, Eurotiales, Aspergillaceae. The transcript has a single exon. The coding region runs from base 1 to 522 and encodes 173 amino acids. Gene Ontology annotation, biological process: response to salt stress; response to heat; protein folding.
AUGUCUCUCUUCCAGACCAACUUCUCUGCCAACGACGACUUUUCGUCUCUCUUCCGUCUUCUCGACGACUACGAUCACCAUCGCACUGUCCGCCGACAGCCUACACCGCGAACCUUUAACCCGCGCUUUGAUAUCCGCGAGAGUGACGACUCCUAUCACCUGGAUGGAGAGCUUCCCGGAACUGCGCAGAACGAUAUCGAAAUCGAGUUUUCCGACCCGCAGACACUGGUCGUGAAGGGUCGCACUGAGCGCUCUUACAACACCGAGCCACAGAAUCAGACGGAGGAGAACAACAGCUCUGGCGCUGUAGCCAAGACUACCGAGUCUAAGGAGAACUCCAAGUCUGACUCUAAGUCCACCUAUUGGGCCAGCGAGCGCAUUGUCGGCAAGUUCUCGCGCUCCUUCUCUUUCGGCCAGCCCGUCAACCAAGACGCCGUGAAAGCCAGUCUGAAGAAUGGCAUCUUGUCCAUUUCUGUCCCUAAAGCAGCUGCCCCUGCCCCGAAGAAGAUUGCCGUUGAGUAA